Messenger RNA from Orycteropus afer afer, 2577 nucleotides. It is a transcript of the gene TTC7A, whose product is annotated as tetratricopeptide repeat domain 7A. Gene Ontology annotation, molecular function: protein binding. NCBI's taxonomy places the organism in Eukaryota, Metazoa, Chordata, Mammalia, Tubulidentata, Orycteropodidae. The transcript has 20 exons. Gene Ontology annotation, cellular component: plasma membrane. Bases 1 to 2577 code for a protein of 858 amino acids. Gene Ontology annotation, biological process: phosphatidylinositol phosphate biosynthetic process; protein localization to plasma membrane. The record is from RefSeq and is a predicted model, not a curated record.
AUGGCUGCGAAGGGCGCGCACAGCGCCCACCUGAAGGUGGAGGGAGAGCUGGAGCGCUGCCGCGCGGAGGGCCACUGGAACCGCGUGCCGGAGCUGGUCCGGCAGCUGCAGACGCUGGUCUUGCCCGGCGGCGGAGGCAACCGGCGAACCAGCCCGAGCGCCGGAUACACUGUUCGGGAUACUGAUGACUUUGGGAAAUUGCUCCUGGCUGAGUCCCUCCUGGAGCAGUGUUUGAAGGAGAACCACUCCAAGGUAAAAGACACCCUCCCUUUGCUGGACAAGAAUGAGCCAAGGAUAACUGAAGCCAAGAAUUAUCUCAGUGGUAUACUUAGCCAUGGGAAGCUGUCGCCACAGUAUCUGUGUGAGGCCAUGUUGAUCCUGGGCAAGCUGCACUACAUGGAGGGUUCAUACCGAGAUGCCAUCAGCAUGUACGCACGGGCUGGGAUCGACGACAUGUCUGUGGAGAACAAGCCCCUCUACCAGAUGCGGCUGCUGGCGGAGGCCUUUGUCAUCAAAGGCCUCUCCCUGGAACGCCUACCCAACUCCAUUGCUUCCUGCCACCGCCUGACAGAGAGGGAGGAGGAAGUGAUCACCUGCUUCGAGAGGGCCUCCUGGAUUGCUCAGGUGUUUCUGCAGGAAUUGGAGAAGACUGCCAAUAACAGCACAUCCAGGCAUCUGAAAGGCUCUCACCCGCUUGACUAUGAGCUUACCUACUUCCUGGAAGCUGCCCUCCAGAGUGCUUACGUGACCAACCUGAAGAAGGGGAACAUUGUGAAAGGCAUGAGAGAGCUCCGGGAGGUCCUGAGGACUGUGGAGACCAAAGCAACCCAGAACUUCAAAGUGAUGGCAGCCAAGCAUCUCGCAGGGGUCCUGCUCCACUCCCUGAGUGAGGAGUGCUACUGGAGCCCUCUGUCCCAGCCUCUGCCCGAGUUCAUGAGCAAGGAGGAAAAUUCCUUCAUUACACAGGCCCUUCGGAAACCUCAUCUCUACGAAGGAGACAACCUCUACUGCCCAAAGGAUAACAUCGAGGAAGCGCUCCUGCUGCUCCUCAUCAGUGAGUCCAUGGCAACUCGGGAUGUGGUGCUGAGCCGGACGCCAGAGCAGAAGGAGGACCGGAUGGUGAGCCUGCAGAAUGCCGCAGCCAUCUACGACCUCCUGAGCAUCACACUGGGCAGGAGGGGCCAAUAUGUUAUGCUUUCAGAGUGCUUAGAACGAGCCAUGAAAUUUGCAUUUGGAGAAUUUCACCUUUGGUACCAGUUGGCCCUCUCCAUGGUGGCUUGUGGGAAGUCCGCCUACGCCGUGUCGCUGCUGCGAGAGUGUGCAAAGCUACGGCCUUCGGACCCCACUGUGCCCCUAAUGGCUGCCAAGGUCUGCAUCGGGUCCCUGCACUGGCUGGAGGAGGCUGAGCAUUUUGCCAUCAUGGUGACUGACCUUGGCGAGGAAGCUGGGGAAUUCCUCUCCAAAGGCUACCUGGCACUGGGUCUUACCUACAGCCUGCAGGCCACUGACGCAACCCUGAAAUCCAAGCAAGAUGAAUUGCACAGGAAAGCUCUACAGACACUGGAGAGGGCCCAGCAGCUGGCACCUGACGACCCCCAGAUCAUCCUCUAUGUCUCCCUGCAGCUGUCCCUCGUCCGACAGAUCUCCAGUGCCAUAGAGCAGCUGCAGGAGGCCCUCAAAGUGUGCCGGGAUGAUGCCAACGCCCUCCACCUGCUGGCACUCCUCUUCUCUGCCCAGAAGCACUACCAACAUGCUCUGGACGUCAUCAACAUGGCCAUCACUGAGUACCCUGAGAACUUCAACCUGAUGUUCACCAAGGUGAAGCUGGAGCAGGUGCUGAAAGGCCCGGAGGAAGCCCUCGUGACCUGCAGACAAAUGCUGCAACUGUGGCAGACUCUGUACAGCUUUUCCCAGCUGGGUGGCCUGGAGAAGGACAGCAGCUUCGGUGAGGGCCUCACACUGAAAAAGCAGAGCGGCAUGCACCUGACUCUGCCUGACGCCCACGAGGCUGACUCUGGCUCUCAACGGGCAUCAUCCAUUGCAGCCUCCCGGCUGGAGGAGGCCAUGUCAGAGCUGACCAUGCCCAGUUCGGUCCUGAAGCAGGGACCCAUGCAGCUGUGGACCACACUGGAACAGAUAUGGCUGCAGGCUGCUGAGCUGUUCAUGGAGCAGCAACACCUCAAGGAAGCAGGCUUCUGCAUCCAGGAGGCAGCAGGCCUCUUCCCCACCUCACACUCGGUGCUCUACAUGCGGGGCCGGCUGGCCGAGUUGAAGGGCAGUUUGGAGGAUGCCAAGCAGCUGUACCAGGAGGCGCUCACAGUGAACCCGGAUGGCGUGCGUAUCAUGCACAGUCUGGGCCUGAUGCUGAGCCGACUGGGCCGCACGAGUCUGGCCCAAAAGGUGCUGCGGGACGCCGUGGAGAGGCAGAGCACCUGCCAUGAGGCCUGGCAGGGCCUGGGUGAAGUGCUUCAGGCCCAGGGCCAGAGUGAGGCUGCCGUUGACUGCUUCCUCACCGCCCUUGAGCUGGAGGCCAGCAGCCCCGUGCUGCCCUUCUCCAUCAUCCCCAGAGAGCUCUGA